Bradysia coprophila is the source of this 1574-nucleotide messenger RNA. RefSeq names its product eukaryotic translation initiation factor 2-alpha kinase 3-like. Gene Ontology annotation, molecular function: eukaryotic translation initiation factor 2alpha kinase activity; ATP binding. Gene Ontology annotation, biological process: eiF2alpha phosphorylation in response to endoplasmic reticulum stress. NCBI's taxonomy places the organism in Eukaryota, Metazoa, Arthropoda, Insecta, Diptera, Sciaridae. The record is from RefSeq and is a predicted model, not a curated record. Gene Ontology annotation, cellular component: nucleus; cytoplasm.
GAAAAUAUUUUUCUCGAAAAUUCCGAAUUUUGAUUUUGUUAAGUUCCAUUUUACAUAUAAACUUCAGAUUUGAAAGUGAACUGGUUGAACACGGUCCAGUCGGACUGCACCACAAAUAUCAUACGACAACAGCAACAGCGUAUAAUUCCAUCAUCUACAAAACCAUUCAAAAUUCAAAAAUGGGGAGCAACGAUCCGAACCAACAAGAACCAAACACAGAGCAGGAUAAUUCGGAAGGAAAAAAACGUCUCUCAGAUUAUAAAAUUUUAAGUGAAUUGGGUGCGGGAGACUUUGGUACUGUGUAUGAAGUCGAAGAUAAAAAUAAAAAAAAAUUCGCACUGAAAUGCAUUGACUUGACCACGGUGUCUAAUCCGAACCAAUUACGGGAUCGCGAAACUAAACCUAUUUUUUUGAAUCAUCCAAAUAUCGUAAAGUGCUAUGACUUUUGGUUCGAGGACAACAACCUUUAUGUCCUAUUGGAAUUAUGCACAAGGGACACCUUAGAUCACUGGCUGAUUAAUUGCACCUUAGAUGAAAGGAAACGUAGAUACCGCAGUAUCUUCAUACAGAUGCUCGAAGCAGUAGAUUAUUUGCAUUCACAUGGACUGGUUCAUCGGGAUUUAAAGCCGUCGAAUAUAUUUUUCGGGUACGAUGGCAAAGUCAAAAUCGCUGACUUUAGCACGGUCCUCAACUUAAAGGCGGAGAAUUUAAACGAAUUUGUUCAACAUACUACUCCACAAAAACAUACUACUUCGGUCGGAACUCCUGGAUACAUAGCACCGGAGGUCGAAACUGGUUGUUACGAUCACAUGGUCGAUGUCUACUCACUGGGUGUCAUACUAUUGGAAAUGAUCACUCCACUGCAGACGUUUGAACAGCGUUGUGCAUUAUUUGAUCGACUGCUCAGAGCCGAAUUUCCGGAGAGUUGUGACAAGAAAUUUAAGAACGAGUUCAGAUUGUUCAAAUUAAUGCUGUCACCCGAUCCCAAAAAACGACCGAAAAUUGCCGCUAUCAGACAAACUCAGUUGAUUGCUUCGAUAGGAGAUGCCACCGAGCUUUAUGAUGGUUUAACUGAGAUAAUAGCCGGUAUUUCUUUAACCAGUAUUUCCUUAAUAUCAACAAUAGCAAUGCCCGCAGCCGCAAUUCCAUUUAGUAUUUGUUUUUCACAUUUCUUUUUCAAAUCGCUGGCUGAAAUAGUUCAUCAUAACGCGAUGUGAUCUGGAGUCAUUUUUGAGUAUGUUAUACGCAUACCGAGAAGAAUACAAAGAAAACAAUAUUUACAACGAAUUUAUCAAUCGAAUGCAAAACUUAAUAGUGUUUUACGAAUGUAGAGCUUGCGGCCAAAGCGAAAUUUACUUUUUUACAAUGUUGAAGAAUAUAUCCUAUCGUUUAAGCGUUUUUUCUAAAAUAAAAUUUUAGAGUCGUACUGAUGAACUGUAUAUUCCUUUGUUGCCUUGAACUUUGAAGGUCUAAUUUAGAAAAUGAAUUUUUCACUCCUCUUAAAUCAAUUAUAUUGGCAACAGGUGAAUGGAAGAAGUGUAAAACAUAAGUCUCUGUGAACCGAAUAAAGCAAA